AUGGAACCUUCCAAUACUGAUGUCCCUAUUAUCAAUACCCAAUGCAAUGUUUUUGCAACGGAUAACCAGGGUAACCCCAAUCAAAGAGUUCAAAUCUUUAACUAUUUACUCAACCUAGCCACUGAUUACUGGACCUGGCUAUUGCACAGAGUGGUAGAACUGAAAAGCCACUGCUUUCGGCCAAUAAGCAACAUAAAGCUAACACUAACCGCUGAUGCGUCAAGUCUGGAGGGGAUAAGCCAAACUAGAGGAUGGAGAACGGCAGCCGUCCGAUGUAUGGAGUUCCAUCCAACCACCUCGUUGAUGGCUCUUUUGACCAACAGGGAUAUCGUUUUGCUCCAUGAUGAAAAGAAAAAUUCACCGACCAGAUUGAAAUCUAUCCAGCAAAAGGACGUUACCUGUGCCGCUUUUCGUCCUUGGUCAGAUUUCAGAGAAUUGGCCGUGGGAUGUGCCGCGGGGAUUUGCCUAUGGCGAGAAAAUCAACGCUCCAAUAUGAAGCAUAAUAUACGAAAUAUGACAGGUAGUCAUCAAUUAAGAGUCCUGCAGGACGAAGGACACAAUUAUGUGACAUCUAUUCAGUGGAAUGAAGAUGGUACCAUACUGAUUAGCGCCGCCUUGGGCACAUCUCACAUUAUCCUCUGGGAACCAGACUGUCAGCAGAAGAUUACUUUGAUCCCAGCACCCGACAGUCUGAGCUCCUUUUCCCUACUCCGUUACAGUCCCAAUUUCCAGAUACUUUUCUGUGCCUCAUGCGAGGCUGGUGCUAGUCUAUGCCAGUUGAAUAGAUCGAAAUGGAUGUCCGAACAGAUCCUUAUGCAUAAUCAUAUUCAAGCAGCUAUCUGGACAACUUGCAGCACAUUUUUGCUAUUUGUGCAGGAAGGCAGCACUCGAAUUUACUCCUGUACCGAUGAUGCGGAGGCCGGGGUUUUCCUUCACCCCAAGCCCCUUUGGAGCGUUGAAUUGGUUGCUGAUCUGGAAGAAGUCACCACCUGUUCUGGGCACAAAAGGUGUUGCGGUCAACCCCAGGCCUUUGCCAUGGAUCCUCUCGGAGUUUACAUGGCUAUAAUUUUUAAGAAGCAAUCUUUUAUCUUGCUAUGCUAUUUAGUUGAUUCGAAGUUGGGUUCAGUGCGACUCAUUCCCAUCGAAUUUAUCGAGUGCGACGCCGAAGGUGAGCAAUAUCCAACUUGUAUUGGCUUUAAGGUUUCCGAUCUGGAAAUUCGUUGGUUGAUGAUUGCCUGGAGUACUGGUUACAUUCAGAGAUUUGCCAUCACUGCGAAGAAGUCCCAGAUCUCUUAAUUAAAAGAAAAU
This is a messenger RNA of Drosophila eugracilis, 1308 nucleotides long. Its product is annotated as aladin. The transcript has a single exon. Gene Ontology annotation, cellular component: nuclear pore. Gene Ontology annotation, molecular function: protein binding. NCBI's taxonomy places the organism in Eukaryota, Metazoa, Arthropoda, Insecta, Diptera, Drosophilidae. Gene Ontology annotation, biological process: nucleocytoplasmic transport. Bases 1 to 1296 code for a protein of 431 amino acids. The record is from RefSeq and is a predicted model, not a curated record.